UUUCGUACGUAAACAAAACAGAGCACGUGCUAUGUUUGUGUGAAGUGUUUAUUGUUAUAUUCAAAUUAUUUUACUCAAAAUGGAAUAAUUUAUUUUAUUCAAUUUUUUUUUUAAUCGUUGCAACCAUGACUCUCAGUGUUGCUGAUCAGAUUGAUAGAGUAUCCACAAGUUUUCAAUCACUCACGGAACAUCCUGAUAGAUAUUUGAAAGCACAAAAUGAUAUUGUCGAAGAUGUCAAGCAACUAGUAAAAAAUUCUUAUGAUCUUACAAAGACACUAGAAGAAAAUACGGCAGUUGAAAACAAAGAGUCACUGCCGGAGCUGCUGAUAGAAGGUUUUGACACUGAACAGAUAUGGCAGCAAUUGGAACUCCAAAACCAACCGGUCCUCAAAAGUCUCAUUUCAGCCAUUAGUUCAUUUAAAGCCAGAAAAAGUCCUCUAACAUUCUUUCCAUCCGAUGAAUCUGAGAAAAAACCCUUGAAAUCAAAAGUACUCAAAGACCAUGGAUCCAACAAAAAAUCCACGUCCAGAAAAGCUCAGUCUGAUGGUGAAGAAUCAGAUGAAGACAAACAAUCGGAUGUUGACGAAUCAGAUAAGGAAGAAUUGAAUGAGGAGAUGGAGGAAGAAGAGAUAAAUGAGGAAGAUCUUGAUGAUGAUGAGUUAGAUGAUGAAGAGCUGGGCGUAGAAUGUUAUGAUGAAGAAUUAGAAACCAUUAAAAAGAAGAAAAAAAGUAUUAGCAAAGAUGAACGGAAGGUGAUAAUUGAGGGCGAGGACUCUGAUAUGGAUGAAUACCCUGAAGAAGAGGAGGAUGAAGGUUAUGACGAUGAAGAAGCAGCCCGUGAACUCUUUGGAAAAGGAGAAAGUGGAUCGGAAUCAGAUUCAACAUCCAGAAAACGAAGAGCAGAAGAAGAAUAUGAGAGCGAUGAAAAUGGAGAGCCAAAAUCUACGUUCGAAAAAAGACAGGAACGGUUGAGGCGUAGAAUAGAAAAAUUAGAAGAGGAUGCUCUUGCAGAGAAACCAUGGCAAAUGAAAGGGGAGAUUUCGAGUAAAGGGCGACCAAAGAAUUCUCUCUUGGAAGAAGUUUUGGAGUAUCAAGACACAUCAAGACCAGCUCCUGUCAUCACUGAAGAGACAUCAAUGAAAUUGGAGGAUGUGAUCAAGCAGCGAAUCAAAGAUCAAGUUUGGGAUGAUGUCGAGCGGAAAGUGAAGCCUGUAAAAGGUCCUCUAGAGUUCAAAAAAAAACUGGUGCUAGAUCAACAGAAGAGUAAAUUAAGUUUAGCAGAAGUAUAUGAGCAAGAAUUCGUCAAACAACGAGAUGCCCUUAACCCUGAAACAGCGGAUGUUACAGAAGAGACGCCCAAAGAACACGAAGAAAUCUCGAACAUGAUGUCCUCCCUUUUCAGAAAAUUGGACGCUCUGAGUAAUUUCCAUUACACUCCGAAACCCGCUGUACCAGAGCUGAAAAUCAUCAACAAUUUACCGGCUGUUACUGUUGAAGAAGUGGCUCCUGUUUCAGUUUCAGAUGCUGCCUUACUAGCUCCGGAAGAAGUCCAAAGGAAGCAAAAAGGAGAUCUCAUUGGAAAGGAAGAAAGGUCCACAACAGAUAAGAAGCGUGAGAGGAGGAAAAAGAAACAACUGCAGAAGAAGAAGAGGUUGGAGAAGGAAGCUAGAGAAAAAGAAAUUAAGAGUAAAAAAGCAGUUCCAGAUGUAUUCUAAUUUUUCUUGUGUAAAGUUAAGUUUUCGCGUAAACUUACUUCCUCCCUUGAACAUCAUGAGAAAUAAUAGUGUGGACUUCUGUUUGCGCUGGAUUUUUUUAAAACGGUCCAGAUUUUGUUCACUUGCAUCAUUUUUUUCAAAAACUCUACCACCUGUUCAUAUUUUGAUUUAUUUCAUUCAUUAAGGAUCCUCAAACAGUCAAAUGAAGAUCUAAUAUCUCAGUUUAUAUUUCAUACAAACUUGUUUCUCAUGUUUUGUUCUUGUGUGUCAAUUAAGUAAAUAUUGUUCAUUCAAAGAGCUACCUCUAUCACUGUGGUCUUUUCUUGUGCAAGAUCAAUUGUUUUAAUUAGACUGUUGUACAAAUGUAUCAACAAUCCAUUUUUUUCUCUUUUUUUUAAGUAAAGAGGUAGUAAUUUCUUAGUUGUAAAGUCUAAGUAAGUUGGCCUUGAAAGUUAAUGCCUACAGAAGCAUGCCUCCAUUGGCCUCUUCCUCAGUAUGAACAAGUUUGUUACAUUAUGAUGGUGUAUUUGUUGUGUUUCAAUCAUAGCUACCUAGAUCAUGUAAGUCAUCAAUGAUUAAUGAUUGAAUAAUCAAGUAAACCAUUAUUUUUGUUUUUUAUGUUUUUCGAAACUGGUGAGCUAUUGUUUUUUGAACUGAACAGCAAUCCCCUGAACAUGUCUUUACACAUAUAUUCUAGUUCAACUGGUAGCCAAAACCUUGUGACUAGUAAUAUCACCAGCAAUUUUGCUGCUGAAGGACCAAAUCAUCACAAAAUAUGUGACGGUUUGCAUGGAAUAGGGUAGGCAAUUUUAAAUCAAUGACAGAUAAUAGAUUAUUUGUCAGAAACAAUGGUGAAAAUCCCAUUUCUUUUUUUGCAUCAAUUUGAUAUGGAAAUCUAUUUUUCGAACCAAUGAGCAAAGAAAAUCAAUGAAUUUCUCAGUUCAAUAAAUUAAGUGUAAAGAAAAAGCUUGUCCAAAUUGAGGAGUUCCUUCAAAUAACUAUGUAUAACAGAAAUGAUGAGUGUGAGAAAUUCACUAAUGAAAGAUUCAAAUGCGUGCAGUCUUGACAAAAAUUGAUGAAUUUUUAAAAUUUAAAAGCAGUAUUGAAGAGCAUACUCUCCUUGAUCGGUCGAUUUAAAGAUAAACAUUUUAAAGUGAUCCUGCGCUUUAUAGUAGAGAAAGCUGCAAGUUCAGGUAUAUAUGCUUUUCACGAAGAACCACUCUUGCACCUCGAAAAUACCACUUAGAUCAUCGAUUUUAGCACAAAUUUGACAAGAAAUCAGAGUUGCGAAAUGAAAUUUCACCAGAAAGUUUCACAUGAAAUUUCAUUUUGGCCAGAAAGUUUCAUGAUAAGUGAAAUAUUCCUAUUUUAGUAGAAAAAAUGUAUUUAAACCUUUAGAAUCACUGUCAGAGCUAUUCUGAGUCAUAUUUUACCGUAAAUAUACUCAUUCGGAGGCUUUCACUCAUAGCAAAUCCCAUUAUUUUACAGUUUCCGCCCGAGCAGAACUGUCGGGAGUGCCAAACCUAAAAAUUGAAAAUAUUUGUUGUGAUUAUUAAAUUGGUGUUUAAUUGUUUACAAUCGUCAAAGAGCGAGAGGUGUAAGAAGUUUCCGUAAUCUUGAGGGUAAUUUUGAAUACCUCAUUUUUUUUAAAGAUAGGGUGUGGCAAGAGCCCUCCUAAAUUUUUAAGAUGAGAAGGUUAUUUGUUUUUUUUUAAAAAAGAAGCAAAUUCCCGUAUUGUUUGUCAACUAUUUAUUUUCUAAAAUCCUUCAAAUGAUAGUGAAAAAUUCCAAUGCACAAGUCAGUCAUUGUCAUCGCAUAUCUUUUUGGAAUCCACCUCCCUUCCCCGCUCGACAUCGGCCCUCUUCUCGGCCGCAGCCAGAAGAAAUUCACUGCAUUUGAACUUCCCACCACAAUGUGCGGUAGGGUCUCAAAAUCCAUCCAUAGGAUCACAGGAAUGAGUAAUAAUUACUGACCUGUGUGGAUUGGUCUUAAUGCCUGAAAGAAACCUCUAAAAUAGUUCAAAAGUUAUUGGAAUCGAAGUGCGUAGAUGCAUUUGUCUUGCAAUAUUGUUUUACUGACAUCAAACAUUUCAAAGUAAUGAAAAAAUACAAUGAUGAAUGAAAAAUUUAUGUGAUGUGAAGGGAAGUGGGUAGGGAACACAAAUUGUAUAUAAUUUUUAUUAUUUUAAGCUGUUUCACAAACCUCUGGAUGUAACAUAGAAAGUUUAAAAAAGUGAAUAAAAUUUCAUGAAAUUUUAUCGUAAAA
This is a messenger RNA of Bemisia tabaci, 3980 nucleotides long. RefSeq lists its product as uncharacterized. Gene Ontology annotation, biological process: rRNA processing. Gene Ontology annotation, cellular component: small-subunit processome; Mpp10 complex; sno(s)RNA-containing ribonucleoprotein complex. The record is from RefSeq and is a predicted model, not a curated record. NCBI's taxonomy places the organism in Eukaryota, Metazoa, Arthropoda, Insecta, Hemiptera, Aleyrodidae.